GAGUACAGCAUGCCCUCCACCCACGCCAUGUCCGGCACCGCCAUCCCCAUCGUCUUGGUCCUCCUCACCUAUGGCCGCUGGCAGGUACUAUCAACACUUGACUUAAUGAAGAGGGUCAAAUUAUGUCAAGGCUUUCAGUGUGGUUGACUGCGAUAGUGAAGGUGGAGACCAUUUUUUGUGGAGCUUUGGAAGCAUUUACAUUCAGAAGGAGGCAAAGGGACUGGAAGAAGACUGUGAUGAAAGAGAACCAAAGGACUGUGGUGUUUGGUUUCAAGAUGGGAAAGAGGGGCGGAGUCAACGUUUUCCAAUGCAGAUAUUUACUACCCUUAGAUGCCACUCCUGCUAUGGAGAAGAUUGAAGAGCAAUUUGCUAAUCUGAACAUUGUUAAACGUUCCUCAGGAACUGAAGAGCCUACUUAUCUGCUUGGCAUAGACACAUCCAAGACUGUACCAGCAGAAAAAGGGAGCUUGGUUGCUGUUUUAUGUUCUAAUGGGUUAAUCAGAAUAUAUGAUAAAGAAAGGUUAAACAUAGUACGAGAAUUUAGUGGACAUCCUGGACAUCUUAAUGGUGUCAAAUUUGCAAAUUCUUGUGACAUUGUAUAUUCGUCAUGUACCGAUAGCACAAUAAAAUGUUGGGAUGCUCGAUUAACCAGUGACAAACCUGUGCAGCUUUUCAAGGGUUAUCCUUCCAAUAUAUUUAUCAGUUUUGAUAUCAGCUGUAAUGAUCAUGUCAUUUGUGCUGGUACAGAAAAAGUUGAUGAUGAUGCAUUGUUGGUAUUUUGGGAUGCAAGAAUUAAUUCUCAAGAUGUGUCUACUACUAAAGACCCACUUGGUGCAUACUCAGAAACACAUAGUGAUGAUAUCACUCAAGUAUGUUUCCAUCCCAGCAAUCCCAACAUGGUAGUCUCAGGUUCCACAGAUGGCCUGGUAAAUGUAUUUGAUAUUAGUGCUGAUAAUGAAGAAGAUGCACUGGUUACAACUUGUAACUCAGUUUCAUCAGUUAGCUAUAUUGGUUGGUCUGGGAAAGAUUAUAAACAGAUAUACUGCAUGACACAUGAUGAAGGGUUUUAUUGGUGGGAUCUUAAUCAUCUGGAUACUGAUGAACCAAUUACAUGUUUGAACAUCCAGGAUGUCAGAGAAGUAAUGAAUUUGAAAGGAGGUGUUUUGGACUAUUUGAUUGGUGGCCUAUAUCAUGAAAAGAUGGACAAAUUAUUUAUUGUUGGAGGAACAAACACAGGAGUUAUUCACUUAAUGAGCUGUACUACAUCAGGAUUGAGCCAUGUGACCAGCCUUCUGGGAGGGCAUGCUGCUACAGUCCGCUCUUUCUUUUGGAAUAUGCAGGAUGAUUCUCUGCUGACUGGAGGAGAAGAUGCACAGUUGUUACUUUGGAAACCAGGAGCAAUAGAGAAGAAAUUUACAAAGAAAGACAACAUGAAAAUAGCAUCCUCUGUGUACCAGCGAGUUCGAACUCACAGUAACGAUUCUUACCAGAGAAGGAAAAAGCAGUGAUAUUACAUUGAGAGUUUACUUGUUAGAUUUUAUAGUUGCAAAUAAUUAUUUUUGUGUACUACCUGAGGAAGACAUGUUUAAAGUUCAUAUGUAAAAACAAGCCAGUUAGCAAACAGUCCUGGAAAAAUGUUGAGAAUGGUUUAAUUCAAUCUUCACGUAUUCUAAAAUUAUUUUUUAAAGGCACCAUUUGACUAUGUAAUCAGUGAAUUGAAAGUAAAAUUACUUUCCUCAUUUCUAAAACCCAUCUGUUGAGUUAGUAAAUGUUGGGUUUUAAAAAAUAGCUUUGAUAAGAACUUUUUAGAAGUAGAUGGCUGGUGUUACUUAAAAAAACAGGUGGUUUGGGCUGUUUUUUUAAGCUCAAUUUUUUACAUUUUAAAUCUUUAUUAUUUACAAAACAAAUGAGACUUUUUUUCAUUUGAGUAGCUCCUACUUGCCUAAUACACAAAGGUUACCUUGGAGUAUUUAAAAUAAAUAUUCUAAUGAGUCUAAAUAAAAAUAAAAUGAUUUGACGUCUAUUUAAUGAAAAUGCUUAGUAAAUAUUUGCAUCUGUACUUAAAUAUUGUAGGUUUAACAGUGACAGGUAUUUCACUGAUGAAAAGGAAAUUAUUUUGUAAAAUUCAUUUUGAGACUCAAAGUGAAUCUACAAAAAUAAAAGUAUGACAGCAGAAUGGCUUUUUAUUUCAAAA
Molecule: messenger RNA, 2194 nt
Organism: Myotis davidii
Lineage: Eukaryota; Metazoa; Chordata; Mammalia; Chiroptera; Vespertilionidae
Gene: WDR89
Product: WD repeat domain 89
Exons: 3
Coding region: 123-1508 (461 amino acids)
Molecular function (GO): protein binding
Source: RefSeq, a predicted model, not a curated record